AGAGAGAGAGAGAGAGAGAGAGGGACAGAUCUGUGAAGUUGGGAUCUUUCCUUUUUCACUUUCUUCGUUGUCUCUCUCUGUCUACACGCUUGUGAGCUUUUAGUGUGUUGUGUUUUCUGCGCCACUUUCUCUCUACUGUUCUCUCCUCUCAUCUAACCUCACGGCAUCACUUUUUGCAAUCUUUAGCUGAAGCCUAAUUUCAACAACUUAGUUUCAAAUUUCUUCUUAAACUUUUUGAUCUCUCUCUCUCUCUCUUUUCCAAUAAGAAACAUCUGCUUCUAAUAGAUUUCUGGGUCUAAAUCCACUUUCUAUUUUUGGGCAUUGAUCUUUAUUCUUAGGUUAACUAUAGAUUGAAGCCAAAGAAACCUUUUUUAUUUUUAUUUAGAUUCUCUAGGUUUCUCUAAAUUUCUCAACUACUGCAAAAGAGUUUUGUUACGUUUCUUUUGAUCUUGUGGGAUUCUGUUUUCAUCUUAGACGACUCCAAAUUCCAAUUUUUAAUUUGUGCGUAAAUGGUGGUGAAGAUGAUGAAGUGGCGGCCAUGGCCGCCGUUAGUAACGAGGAAGUACGAGGUGAAGCUUGCGGUGAAGAAGCUUGAGGGUUGGGAUCUAGUGCGUGAAGGUGUCCCGGAGAAGGAGGAGAGAUUAACGGUGGAGAUUCGCUGGAAAGGUCCUAAGGCGACAUUGGGAUCUUUGAGAAGGACGGUGAAGAGGAACUUUACCAAGGAGGCACUGGGCGAAAGCGAUGUCGUUUCGUGGGAUGAUGAAGAGUUUCAGAGCUUAUGCUCUUUCACUUCUUACAAAGACAGUUUGUUUUAUCCUUGGGAGAUUGCUUUCUCUGUCUUCACCAAUGGAAUGAAGCAAGGACAGAAGAAUAAAGCUCCUGUUGUUGGAACUGCAUUUUUGAAUCUUGCUGAAUACGCGCGAGUGACCGAUAAAAGAGAAUUCGAUAUAAACAUUCCUCUCACACUCUCUGCUUGUGUUGCCUCCGAGCCACAUCCAUUGCUCUUUGUAUCAUUGAGCCUGCUUGAGCUUAGAACCACUCCAGAAACAUCAGACUCUUCGACACAAACUGCGGUUGUGCCUGUGCCUGUCCUUGCCCCGUUUCCAUCACCACAACAGCCUACUGAAACUCAGUCAAAUGAGAAGGAGGAUGUUUCUGCAAUCAAAGCUGGUCUCAGAAAAGUCAAGAUUUUUACAGAGUAUGUUUCUACAAGGAAAGCCAAAAAGGCUUGCCGGGAAGAAGAAGGCAGAUUCUCAAGCUUUGAAUCAUCAGAGUCUCUUGAUGAUUUCGAGACAGAUUUUGAUGAAGGCAAAGCAGAUUUAAUGAGUGUGAGAAAAUCUUUCUCCUAUGGACCUUUGUCUUAUGCAAAUGGUGUGGGAAUUUCGUUGAACUGUGGUGCGAAAAUUAGCGACGAAGACGAAGAUUGGGUUUAUUAUAGCCACAGGAAAUCUGACGUAGGAGCAGGUUGCUCGGACGCUGAAGAUCCCGCUGCAGGUUUGGUCUAUGAGACAUCACUUCUUCCACGGCGUAGCAUAUUGCCAUGGAGAAAGCGGAAAUUGAGCUUCAGGUCGCCGAAAUCCAAAGGAGAGCCUUUGUUAAAGAAGGAUAAUGGAGAAGAAGGUGGAGAUGACAUUGAUUAUGAUCGGAGGCAACUUAGCGCAGAUGAAGCUCAUCCUCAUUUUGGGAGCAAAGUUGAUGAAGAUUCAUCUGCUAAUCCUCGAUCUUCUUUCUCGGAGUUUGGAGAAGACAGUUUUGCCAUUGGAAGUUGGGAGGAGAAAGAAGUGACAAGCCGAGAUGGACACAUGAAGCUUCAGACAAAUGUCUUUCUAGCUUCGAUCGACCAGAGAAGCGAGCGAGCAGCUGGUGAGAGUGCCUGCACCGCUCUUGUAGCAGUUAUUGCGGAUUGGUUUCAGAAGAAUGGUAAUCUCAUGCCGAUCAAGUCUCAGUUCGAUAGUCUGAUCAGAGAAGGUUCUUUGGAGUGGAGAAACCUAUGCGAAAACGAAACAUAUAUGCAGAAAUUCCCGGACAAGCAUUUCGAUCUUGAUACCGUUCUACAAGCAAAGAUCCGUCCUCUAACAGUCAUCCCUGGAAAAUCUUUUGUUGGGUUUUUCCACCCUGACGGGAUGAUCAACGAGGGGAGAUUCGAGUUUUUGCAAGGCGCUAUGUCGUUCGAUAGUAUUUGGGCUGAGAUUAUCACUCUUGAGGAAAGCUCGGCGAAUAGCGAUAGUUAUGAUGAUGACUCUCCACCACAUGUUUACAUUGUGAGUUGGAAUGAUCACUUCUUUGUCCUCAAAGUAGAGAAGGAAGCUUACUAUAUCAUUGACACACUUGGAGAAAGGCUUUACGAGGGUUGUGAUCAAGCUUAUGUUUUGAAAUUCGACCAUAAAACCGUCAUCCACAAGAUUCUUCAUAAAGAGGAAGCAGGAUCCGAAUCAGAACCUGAAUCAGAGAUUCUGUGCAGAGGGAAGGAGUCAUGUAAAGAGUAUAUUAAGAAUUUCUUGGCUGCGAUACCAAUUAGGGAGUUGCAGGAGGAUAUCAAGAAAGGAUUAGCCUCGACGGCGCCUGUUCAUCACCGUUUACAGAUCGAGUUUCAUUACAGUACAGAUGUAGAAAUUGCGGUCUGAAAGCCUAGGCAGAGUUGCUAACGUUUUGUUGAGUUUUUUUGUUAGUUUUGUAACUCUUUCUUAGCUUAGCUAACUUGUGAAUGUGAUCUAGAGUUGAAUCAGUUUGUAUCUAACUAAACAAAUUAACAUUUUUGCUCGUUUUAUUUCUCUUGACUCA
Messenger RNA from Capsella rubella, 2781 nucleotides. RefSeq lists its product as uncharacterized. NCBI's taxonomy places the organism in Eukaryota, Viridiplantae, Streptophyta, Magnoliopsida, Brassicales, Brassicaceae. The coding region runs from base 510 to 2624 and encodes 704 amino acids. The transcript has 4 exons. The record is from RefSeq and is a predicted model, not a curated record.